Messenger RNA from Sinocyclocheilus grahami, 1650 nucleotides. RefSeq names its product tetraspanin-7-like. The record is from RefSeq and is a predicted model, not a curated record. The transcript has a single exon. NCBI's taxonomy places the organism in Eukaryota, Metazoa, Chordata, Actinopteri, Cypriniformes, Cyprinidae. Bases 401 to 1492 code for a protein of 363 amino acids. Gene Ontology annotation, cellular component: plasma membrane.
GAUUAUUAAAGGUUUAUAAAGGCCACAUAUCGAUCAGAACAGACAUUUAUGAUCCUGAACCGAUGGCUCCUGCGCCAGUAGAAGGAGAUCAGGGUGGUGUGGGUUAACAGCAUCAUAGCCAUAUAAUUACCAACCCCCCUUCAUAUCAUCAGAGACGCAGUGUAGUCAGACAGCCAUUGCAGGGGUAUCAAGAGAGUGCAAGAAAUGUCGCAAAUAAACAUCGGAUAGAGGACGGAGAAUCUGCAGGUGAAGAUAAGCGUGCCAUGCGUUCAUCCAAAGAUGAUUUAUGGUGAAACGAGGGUGUGAAUAGGCACUGGUGGGUUGAUGACUGGCCGUAAAACACAGGCGGUAGAGAUGAGGAAAGACGAAACAAAGGGAGGAGUAAAAGAGAGAGAGUGAAAUGGUGGUAGAUAAAGCACAAGACAGCGCCAUGAGCUCUGUGCCGCCUUACGACUCGCUACCAGCUCGGCCAAGCCCCUGCCGUGCAAAAGAGUGGGAAAGAGAGCUGCACGGUGCUCAAAGACUGUCUUCCCCAAUUCGACCGGCUUUACCUUCCAUUUCCCGACGGCCUUCGGCGCUUCCUGGAUAUCUGCUCUCACCCUCCCGAGAGUACACUGACCAACAGCAACGUCUUUCGUUAUCGCUGUGCUCGGAGGCCUCGCUGGCGCCCCCUGUGCCUGCAGUGGGUGCCGCCCCACCGUGCUGCCGGGCGGUGGGAGUCAUGCCCUUGCUGCGCCUUGCACUCCUGAUUUUCAGCUUCCUUUUUUGGGCAGCAGGCCUUGCAAUCUUCACCCUAGGUGUCUGGGCGCAGGCUUCGUUGUCCGACUACAUGCUACUCUCUGCGAACCGCUACCCAAAUGCGCCAAUCAUCUUGUUAGGCACAGGUGCUGCUGUGACCGCUUGGGGCUUUUUGGGAUGUUUGGGAGUGGCUGCCAACCUUCCUUACCUUCUGCGGGCAUACGGCUUCUUCCAGUUGGCCACACUCAUGGGUGGACUAGCGGCGGGUCUCUCAGGGCUCUUUUACAGGGAGGAUAUUGCUGAAGGUUUCCGUAGUGGGCUUAAGAAAGCUGUUUUGGACUAUGGAGAAGACGAGGGCCACGCAGACGCACUGGACAGCCUGCAGAGGGCGCUUGAGUGCUGUGGCGCUGAGGGUUGGCGGGAUUGGCUCAUGUCUGAUUGGGCUAUUCAAGAUGCUGUUUACUCAACAGGAAGUUUGGGGAAUGAUUCCUCUGUGUCAUUACCAGACAGUUGUUGUAUUAAACGUAAAGGCUGUCGCAAUAGACCAUUGCCAGAGAGUGGAUUCAGGAACAUCAAGCUCGCAGGGAUUCACACUCACGGUUGUUUCCUCAAAGUCUUCAGCUUGGUAAAUGACAAUGUCUUUCAUAUUGCAGCAACAGUCCUGGGCCUUGCUUUCACCCAGGUGGCAGGUAUAGCCCUCGCAUGUCUACUUGCCAAUCGUCUUUCACCCAGACUGCGAAGACGAGCCCGUUGAAAUAAAAAAAGCAUCAAGUAUUUGCUUUUUCUAGACUUUCAUAUACUUGCUGCAGUUUCUUGAGUCCAGAUCAGUUUUUACAGAAGAGACCAGUAAACAUUUUUCGGACAAAUGCUACAAAUAAACACUGCAAGUGUGUUGUAAAGGUUAGAUUGAAU